Messenger RNA from Helianthus annuus (common sunflower), 1593 nucleotides. RefSeq lists its product as uncharacterized. The record is from RefSeq and is a predicted model, not a curated record. Bases 1 to 1593 code for a protein of 530 amino acids. NCBI's taxonomy places the organism in Eukaryota, Viridiplantae, Streptophyta, Magnoliopsida, Asterales, Asteraceae. The transcript is spliced from 3 exons. Gene Ontology annotation, molecular function: DNA helicase activity. Gene Ontology annotation, biological process: DNA repair; telomere maintenance.
AUGAAAGACUUCCGAGAGAAAUCUUUAUUCGGCAGUGCAUCGGCAGUUGUGUAUACCAUAGAGUUUCAAAAACGAGGUCUACUGCAUGCCCAUAUAUGUUUGUUCUUAAAUGACGAAAGUAAGCUUCCUUCGGUUGAGCAUGUUGAUAAGUUUAUUUCUACCGAGAUACCUGACAAAAACUUAGAUCCAGAUCUGUAUACUCUUGUUAGUGACUAUAUGAUUCACGGACCUUGUGGUGUUGCAAAACCAAAUUGUCCGUGUAUGGUCGAAGGUAACUGUUCGAAGAAAUUUCCUAAGAAGUUUUGUGAUGAGACUACUAUAGAUUCAAAUGGUUAUCCGGUCUAUAGACAAGCAGAUUUAGGAUUUUUUUUUGUUGAGAAAUCUGGUAUUCAGCUUGAUAACAGAAGUGUGGUUCCAUAUAGCAAAACCCUAUUGAGACGUCAUCAGGCACACAUUAAUGUCGAAUGGUGUAACCAGGCUGCGUCCAUUAAGUAUUUGUUUAAAUACAUUAACAAAGGAGCAGAUAGGGUAGAAUUUGGUUUUGUACAAAAUGCCGAUGAAGGUCAGCGUGAAGAUGGAAAAGAUGAAAUCAAAGAGUAUUACGAUUGCAGAUAUCUCUCGGCGUGCGAAGCUUCAUGGCGCAUCUUUGCAUUUGAUGUUCAUUAUCGCUAUCCAUCCAUAAUCAGGCUUCCGUUUCAUCUGCCAGAUAAACAAAACGUUGUAUACGGCCCCGAUGAUGAACUUGAUAGUGUUCUUCAAAAACCAUCUGUUUCUUCUACGAUGUUUUUGGGGUGGAUGGAAAAGAAUGAACAAGAUCCGUUAGCGCGCGCCCUUAUUUACGUUGAGUUCCCAACUAAAUUUGUUUGGAAGCAGAAGGAAAGGAUAUGGGAUAAACGCAUAAUAGGCAAAACCAUUGUUCGUAUUCAUUGUGUUAAUCCUUCUAUGGGCGAGGCUUACUUUUUAAGAAUCCUUCUUAAUAAGGUAGUAGGUCCUAAGUCUUUUGAAGAUAUCUGUACUGUGAAUGGACAAGUCUUCCCAACAUUUAGAGAUGCGUGCUACGCUAGAGGCCUUUUAGAUGACGACAAGGUGUAUAUAGAAGCUAUCAAAGAGGCGUACUACACAGGUUCAGGAUACUAUCUUCGUAAUAUGUUUACUACAAUGUUGGCGUCUAAUGAAUUAUCAAGGCCUGAACAUGUUUGGGAAAACACAUGGGAGUACCUUGCGGAUGGCAUUUUAUACAAUUGUAAAAAGCUUUUGAGGAUCGAAGGUUUGUCUCUUCUAGAGGAACAAAUAAGGAACCUAACGUUGCUUGAAAUUGAGCGUUACUUAUUACGUAACAACUCAAGUCUAACUUGGUUUCCGUCUAUGCUUCAACCCGACAGUGAAUCAAUAUAUUCAGCAGACAACCGUUUAAUUGCUGACGAGCUUGGGUACGAUGUAAGCGCUACUGCCAUUGAAUUUGAUAAUAAUUUAAGCAGGCUAACCGAUGAGCAGCAUUUAGUGUUUGAUGAGAUAAUUCAAGCCGUUAAUAGUAAUGCGAGUGGUCUGUUCUUUGUCUAUGGUUACGGAGGGACUGGUAAGACGUUUUUGUAG